Molecule: messenger RNA, 1544 nt
Organism: Mobula hypostoma (lesser devil ray)
Lineage: Eukaryota; Metazoa; Chordata; Chondrichthyes; Myliobatiformes; Myliobatidae
Gene: glo1
Product: glyoxalase 1
Exons: 6
Coding region: 82-627 (181 amino acids)
Molecular function (GO): metal ion binding; lactoylglutathione lyase activity
Source: RefSeq, a predicted model, not a curated record
GAGGGUGGGCCAUGUUGCCAGGGAUCUGAUUGACAGGCAGUCGGGGUCGCCGGCUGGGCCUGGGCUGUCGAAGCUGUGGUCAUGGCGCAGGAACUGACUGGCCUCACGGAUGAGCAGGCGUAUGCCGCUUGUUCGGAACCGGACCCGAGUACCAAGGAUUUUAUAAUGCAACAGACAAUGCUGAGAGUGAAGGAUCCGAAAAAAUCUCUUGAUUUUUACACCAGAAUCAUUGGAAUGACACUGCUGCAGAAAGUUGAUGUUCCCUCGAUGAAAUUCACACUCUUCUUUCUGGGUUUUGAGGACAAAAAGGAAAUCCCAACAGAAAAGAACGAGCAUACGGCCUGGACCUUCUCUCGGAGGGCUACCAUUGAGCUGACGCACAACUGGGGCACAGAGGUGGAUGAAAACCAGGCCUACCACAACGGCAAUUCUGACCCCAGAGGAUUUGGUCACUUGGGCAUUGCUGUCCCUGACGUUUAUGCAGCAUGUAAGCGGCUUGAGGAACUCGGAGUAAAGUUUGUGAAGAAGGUGGAUGGUGGUAAAAUGAAGGGGCUCGCUUUCAUCCAGGAUCCAGAUGGUUAUUGGAUAGAGAUUUUCAGCCCAAACCAAAUGCUUAAGAUAGUAUGAAUUGUGGAGCACGAACUCGACGACAAUUUGGAUUCUUCAAUACAGAGCAGUUGUCAUUGAACCUAUGCAGCGUGAGAUUUAAUAGAGUUUUUGUGACCUGGCAUUCUUAAUGCUCAUCUUUAGGUGGUCACUACCAGCUUCCUGGGAAAUUAUGAGCUCAUUAAUUAACAAGGGUGAUUGAAGCUUAAAUUUUCUGUAGGCAUGAAGUCUCCAAAAAACAUUUGUGUGAAACCUUUGACUAAUCCUAGUGUACAGAAGUACAAAUUCUUCAGUGAUUUCUAAUAUUUGCUUGGAUUACCUCUUAAUUUCAGCAAAGGGGGCAGAAGAUAGAAGGUUGAAUUCUUUUCCCCGGCACAUAAAAUGUUUAAGGUUCUAAAUCCACAUUUCCACUUCUAUUGAAGUGGUUUCAAACUGCAGUGUAAUUGUAAAUUCAGUGCAAAAUGGUUGGAUUAAAUCACUCUCUGUAAUCAUAAUUAGUGAUUUUGAUUCAAACUUGUUAGAAAACCAUGAAGUGUCUUGUCAAUUAGUGGAGAUAAUCUGAGAGCCAUUGCUAUUUAAAAUUGCAAUCAAGAAUUGUUGUUGAAAUUUGGUUCCCUUCUUCCAUCUAGCCUUAAAAUAAAUUCUAAUUCGGGUGGGAAAAUCUAGUCCCAAAACUGUAGAUUAUAAUCUGUCAUCACGGCCCAGGGAUUUGAUUUGUGUAAAGCAUACCCAGGCUGCUCGCUCAUUAAAAUCUUGUUGGUAUUUAAACUGUCUUAAUCAGAAAGAUAUACUUUUGUGUUUUGAUAACAUCAGUGUGCCAGGCCCACUCUUGGCACGGUCUUGAUGAGAAUUUGUAGAUUAACUGAGUAUUGAUUUAUGUUAAAUAACAAUUAUUAUUACGUAGAUCCUAAUCUAUAAUAAAUGUUUACUUCGCUGUU